CUGCGCCUGCGCACGGCGGAGAAGGCGGCGCUGCUGCUGCUGCUGACGGGCGGCCAGACGGGCUCCUCCAUCCCUGUGGGCAGGCGGCGGCAGCUGCUGCUGCUGCUGGGCCGCGCGGAGCCUCCCGUAGCCGUCGAGCAGCGACGCCCGGAAGAUAUGGCUCGUGGGCAGCAGAAGAUCCAGUCACAGCAGAAAAAUGCCAAAAAGCAAGCUGGACAGAAAAAGAAACAAGGCCAUGACCAGAAGGCUGCAGCAAAGGCUGCUUUAAUAUACACCUGCACCGUCUGUAGGACACAAAUGCCAGAUCCCAAGACCUUCAAACAGCACUUUGAGAGCAAGCAUCCGAAGACUCCACUUCCUCCAGAACUGGCCGAUGUUCAGGCAUAAAAUUCACAGGUGAACUCAAGGAUCCUGUUGACUCUUCUACUGUCAGGCAUUGCAUAACAAACCUGCAGAUGCUUUCCUAACAAACUGUUGAUCAGCAAAAAUGAAGGGGCUAUGGAAACACUCAUAUUUUUAUGCUGUUCCUCUUGGGCUUUAUGUAAAGACAAAUCUAUAACUGUACAGUUGUGCCCUACCUGGAAAUCUGAAAAUUGGUUCAUUCUUAAAUUUUUUACAGUUGUAAUUAUAUUGAUGUUCAUAUUGUGUAAAAUAACUCAUUUAAUAAAAUAGUACUUUGAUUUUACAAUAUCACAGGUCAAAUGCUUGUGGAAGUUGUUUUCAGUAUCUCUGUUUUACCUGCCUUAUUAAAAAAAAAGAAUUUCUUCCCCUGUCAAAA
Sphaerodactylus townsendi is the source of this 778-nucleotide messenger RNA. It is a transcript of the gene ZNF706, whose product is annotated as zinc finger protein 706. The record is from RefSeq and is a predicted model, not a curated record. Lineage: Eukaryota; Metazoa; Chordata; Lepidosauria; Squamata; Sphaerodactylidae. Bases 157 to 387 code for a protein of 76 amino acids. The transcript has 4 exons.